Molecule: messenger RNA, 1760 nt
Organism: Ficedula albicollis (Collared flycatcher)
Lineage: Eukaryota; Metazoa; Chordata; Aves; Passeriformes; Muscicapidae
Product: apoptosis-inducing factor 3-like
Exons: 19
Coding region: 115-1722 (535 amino acids)
Cellular component (GO): cytoplasm
Molecular function (GO): 2 iron, 2 sulfur cluster binding; oxidoreductase activity, acting on NAD(P)H; flavin adenine dinucleotide binding
Source: RefSeq, a predicted model, not a curated record
CUGACCUGGAGGACAGGUGCCUGAAAGCCCCUGGCAGGACCAGUUGAAGGUCAUUUUGCUGCUUCAUCAGAAAUUUGGGAUUCUUUGAGUGCCUAGCAUUGAUCAGCUCCCAGCAUGGACAGUGAAGACACCAUCACUGAAGAGGUCUGCAGGGAGGACGACGUCGGGGAUGGAGAGCUCCUGGAGGUGAUGGUGGCUGGGUACCCAGUGCUGCUGGUGAGGAACAGGAAGGAAUUCCGUGCUCUAGGCAGCAAAUGUCCCCACUACGGUGCCCCACUGAGCAAAGGGGUUUUGAGAGGGGAGAGGCUGCGCUGCCCCUGGCACGGGGCCUGCUUUAACAUCAGGACUGGAGACAUUGAGGAAUACCCUGCUCUGGACUGUAUCUCCUGCUUUAAGGUAACAGUGGAAGAUGGAAAGGUGUUUAUCACAGCGAAAAAGAAGGACCUGGAAAGCAGCCUGAGGGUGAAGGACACAAGCAGGAGGUGCCUCCUCAACAAGAACACGAUGCUGCUGCUGGGGGGAGGUGUGGCUGCCCUGGUGUGUGCAGAGACUCUUCGCCAGGAGGGAUUCACUGGCAGGAUCAUCAUGGCCACCAAUGAGAAACACGUUCCCUAUGACAAGUCCAAACUGAGCAAGGAAAUGAACUUGAAAGCUGAGGACAUCUACCUGAGGAAAUCUGAAUUCCUUGAGGCUCGGGGCAUAGAGUUCUGGACAGAGAAAGAGGCAGUGUCAGUGGAUUUCCAGAAGCAGAAGGUUCACUUCGUGGAUGGGUCCUCUCAGAAGUACCACCAGCUGCUCAUUGCAACAGGCAGCCACUCUGGUUUCCUCAAAGUCCCAGGUGCAGAACUGCAGAAUGUAUACACACUCCAAACUCCAGAAGAGUCCAGGAAGAUCUUGGAGCUGUCAACUGGGAAGAAUCUAGUGAUUGUAGGAGCUUCAUUCAUAGGAAUGGAGGUGGCUGCUUUCCUCUCAGACAAGGCUGGAACCAUCUCGGUGGUGGAAAGAGAAGAGUUCCCUUACCAGCAUGCCCUGGGUCCUCAGGUUGGAGGUGUUGCUAUGAAGAUGCUGCAAAAUAAAGGGGUGAAGUUCCACAUGAAAACAGAACUCUGUGAGCUGAAAGGGAAGGAUGGAAAGGUCACAGAGGCUGUUCUUGCCAACGGAGAGAGUCUCCCUGCAGAUGUGGUAGUGGUGGGAAUAGGAUCAAUCCCCAACUCAGUGUUUCUGAAGGGCACCUCCAUUGCCAGAGAUGACAAAGGUGCCAUCCUGGUGAAUCUGCACAUGCAAACCAACAUCCCGAAUGUUUUUGCUGCGGGGGAUGUUGUCACCUUCCCGGUGGCACUGCUCGGUGGGGACAGCUCCAGCAUCCGCCACCAGCAAGUGGCUGAGGCCCACGGUCACUGUGCUGCGUUAAACAUGCUGAAGAGAGGGAAGGAGUUGCACACUGUUCCUUACUUCUGGACCACAUUGCUUGGGAAAAGCAUCCGCUAUGCAGGCUGUGGGAAGGGAUACACAGACACUGUUGUGAAGGGCAGCCUGGAGCAACAGAAAUUCCUGAUUUUUUACAUCAGGGAUGGCCAUGUGACUGCAGCUGCCAGCCUGAACUGCGACCCCAUGGUGUCUCUGAUUGCAGAAGUUUUGUACUUGGGGAAACAAAUCUCCAAAGAAGAAGCAGAGGCCUGUGACAUUGGUAACAUCCCCUCACUGGCACAAAGCCCCUUGUGAGGGGCUCACAACCAAGUGUUAAUAGCUCCACAUCCUCC